AUGGCAUCGGAAUUCCCUGUGCCACAGUUCACAGCGUCCCCUUCACAGUACACCCUCUUCAACUCGCAGACUCAGCAGAUCUCCCCAACCAACUCUGCGACUGCGACGCCCAAUAUUAAUAACGCCUCCCCAACAUCUCCUCGAACCGCCCUGCCUCCCCAUCUGCCACAGCAUACUCGCCAGCUUCGUCCACCAAAGUCACCACUUUAUGUACCAGCGGUUUUGCGUCCCACCGAUCCUCCGCGGAGAGUGACAAGACAGUCUCCGUUGACCCCACCACAGAGCGGUAACAACAGUUUCGACGAUCUCGAGAAUGCACGAACGCUGAAUAGACUCUCGACGGGAGACAGUGGAAAGUUCGGUUUAGGAGCAAUAACUGAGGCGGAGUGGAGCACGGAAGGACUGGGCAAGGUUACGGCCCAGCCGACACGAGAGCACUGGAAGCCUGACUCGGAAUCUUCCAUCUGCGACGAAACCACCUGUACAAGAUAUUUCACCUACUUCACACGACGGCACCACUGUCGACGCUGUGGAAAUAUUUUCUGUGACCUGCAUUCCUUAUACACAAUUCCUCUAGAUCAGGAUGCGAAUUAUCAUCCCAAGGGCACGAGAGUUCGCUCGUGCGAGCAUUGCUGGACCGACUAUCGUCGCUGGCAGAUUGCAAGAUCGAGCCGUUCCAACAGCGAGAGCUCGCACAGCGAAGAGCCUGCCACACCGACUGUAAGCUGCGGAAAGCCUAGGGGAGCUAUGAGCAAUGUGUUUGGGAAAGCCGGUGGCUUGUCCGAGAGCAUUGCUGCCAGCGUCCCGAGGGACUGGAACUGGAGCACCUUUUGA
Messenger RNA from Hyaloscypha bicolor E, 834 nucleotides. RefSeq lists its product as uncharacterized. NCBI's taxonomy places the organism in Eukaryota, Fungi, Ascomycota, Leotiomycetes, Helotiales, Hyaloscyphaceae. Bases 1 to 834 code for a protein of 277 amino acids. The transcript has 2 exons. Gene Ontology annotation, molecular function: metal ion binding. The record is from RefSeq and is a predicted model, not a curated record.